Molecule: messenger RNA, 2253 nt
Organism: Candidozyma pseudohaemuli
Lineage: Eukaryota; Fungi; Ascomycota; Pichiomycetes; Serinales; Metschnikowiaceae
Product: serine hydroxymethyltransferase, mitochondrial
Exons: 2
Coding region: 1-2253 (750 amino acids)
Biological process (GO): folic acid metabolic process; protein phosphorylation; tetrahydrofolate interconversion
Cellular component (GO): cytoplasm
Molecular function (GO): serine binding; protein kinase activity; glycine hydroxymethyltransferase activity
Source: RefSeq, a predicted model, not a curated record
AUGUUCUCUCGAGAUACGCUCGUCUAUCGACCUGCAGCAGGCGUCAGCGGAUCAGUGGAAAUCUGGAAAACCUCCCGUGGCGCCAAGUACGCAGUCAAGACUUACCAUGAAAAAGAACCCCAUGAACUGCGCAAAGAGUACCACGCCAGGGUCUUGUACGAGUAUGAGCUUUUGAAGCUGCUUGAUCACGAGGGCUUCUAUGUUCCGCAAAAAUACACCAUCUCCUGGACCGGCCUGACCGUCAGCAUGUACAUGGAAGCGGGACUGAUGGAUAUGGCUAGGCUUCUACGACAACAAAAGCAGGGAGACUUCUCUGUGGCUGAGAAUUUGUGCUACUGGAAACAGCUUGUUUGUGCCAUUGCGUACCUCCACGGCCGGGGAUUGGCUCAUCGUGAUAUCAAACUUGAAAAUAUGGUGUUGCUGGAAACGGGGCGGUUGAAGGUUGUGGAUAUGGCUACGGUCACGGAAAGCGAUUCCGCUAUUGGCAUUGUGGGCUCGCCAAAGUACAUGGCUCCUGAGAUGGUGUCUCUGAUCAAGUACGACGGUAAAAAAGCGGAUGUUUGGUCGCUAGGGGUGGUUUUGGUGUAUUUUGCAACCAAACGGUUUCUAUGGAAAACGGCCCAUUUGAGUGAUGAGCGGUACAUGCUGUGGGUUGGAGGCGGCGAGGACGUUUUGCUGGUGCUUCCCGGUCGUUUGAAGGACUUGGUUUCGAGUCUUUUGGCUGUGGAUCCGUUGGAGCGGUUUUCCAUAGAGAACAAGCCUUUCCCACCUGUCCCCAACCCACCCGGCAUGCUCUCCCGUUCGUUCCGUGCUCUCCAGCGCCAGACGCUCAGCGUCCGCACCUACGCCCUUCUGGCCAAGGCCCAGGGCCUCAUCUCCAAGCUGGUCCAGGAAGUCGACCCUGAGAUGGCCUCCAUUUUGCAGCAAGAGAGAGACAGACAGAGAAACUCCAUCACCUUGAUCCCAUCGGAGAACUUCACCUCCAAGGCCGUCAUGGACUUGUUGGGCUCGGAGAUGCAGAACAAGUACUCCGAGGGUUACCCUGGCGAGAGAUACUAUGGUGGUAACGAGAUCAUCGACAAGGCUGAAUCCUUGUGUAGACAGCGUGCUUUGGAAGCUUUUGACUUGGACCCCGAGCAGUGGGGUGUCAAUGUCCAGCCAUUGUCUGGAGCUCCUGCCAACUUGUACGCCUACAGUGCCAUUUUGGAGGUUGGCGACAGAAUCAUGGGUUUGGACUUGCCCCACGGAGGCCACCUUUCCCACGGUUACCAGACCCCCAAUGCCAAAAUCUCCUACAUCUCCAAGUACUUCCAGACGAUGCCGUACCGUUUGGACGAGGAGACCGGUCUCAUUGACUACGACACCUUGGAGAAGAACGCCCUCUUGUUCAGACCCAAGGUCAUUGUCGCUGGUGCCUCUGCCUACUCCAGAGUCAUUGACUACAAGCGCAUGCGUGAAAUCGCCGACAAGGUCGGAGCGUACAUUUUGUCCGACAUGGCCCACAUUUCCGGUUUGGUGCUGGCUGGCGUCACUGCUUCUCCAUUCCCAUACUCGGACAUUGUCACCACCACCACGCACAAGUCCUUGAGAGGACCCCGUGGAGCCAUGAUUUUCUUCAGAAAGGGCAUCAGAAAGGUGACCAAGAAGGGCAAGGAGAUUCCGUACGAUCUCGAGAGAAAGAUCAACUUUUCCGUCUUCCCUGCCCACCAGGGUGGUCCACACAACCACACCAUUUCUGCCUUGGCUGUCGCCUUGAAGCAGUGCCAGUACCCUGAGUACAAGCAGUACCAGCAGGAGGUUGUGGACAACGCCAAGGCCUUUGCUGCUGCUUUGGAGGACAAGGGCUUCGAUUUGGUUUCCAAAGGUACCGACACCCACUUGAUUCUCGUGGACCUCCGUUCCAAGAAGAUCGACGGAGCCCGUGUUGAAAAAGUGUUGGAGCACGUGAACAUUGCCGCCAACAAGAACACCGUUCCCGGCGACAAGUCUGCUCUUUUCCCUAGUGGUUUGAGAGUGGGUACUCCCGCCAUGACCACCAGAGGUUUCGGACCUGAGGAGUUUGCCAAGGUGGCCGAGUACUUCCAGAAGGCCGUGGACAUUGCCAUCAAGUUGAAGGCACAAGAGCAGGGCAGUGUGGCCAAGGAGUUGAUGGCCAGCUUCAAGCAGAUUGUGGAGCAGUCGGAGGAGGUGAAGGCGUUGGACGCCGAGGUGCAGGCCUGGGCUGCCCAGUUCCCAGUUCCCGGUGACUUGUAG